AUGUCAAUCUGUCUGCUGCUGCUGCUGCUGCUCGUCUGCAGCUCCCAGGCGUCUCAUUUCUUGGGGACAGUGAUGACCUAUUACCCAAAAACCCCAAACGCAGAUGGAUCUGUCAGGGUGGCCGUUCGCUAUAAGCUGAGCUUCGGCUCUUGCGCAGCCACGGCCUCGUGGAGCUGUCACAGUGGGUACUGCGGGAACCAGAGCUUCCUGCUCGAGGAGGUUUUCAGCGACAGUGGAGAGUGGUGUCAGAGGGAGGGACGCGUGACUCAGCUGGUUCCCAGCAACGCUCCGUUUCAGCUGCUGUUGGGCGGCGGCGACUGGAUAAGUGACACCAAAAAUGGCAUCACAUCGUUGAGAGCCAUGACUCUGGUUGACCUGAAGAGCCGGUCCGACACUGGCAAAGCCAACACAUCACCACAGACCACCAUCCUGCCGGCUGUGAGAGUUCCUUCAAACUGUCAGAGAGAUUUCAACCUGUUGGCGUUUGACCCUGACGGGGACGAGGUUAAAUGCAGAUAUGGAGACAUGUCGCUGUCUGAGUGUAACACCUGCACACCACCGUCUGUUCUCAGCCUCGCAUCAUCUUGUUCUCUGUCAUUCAGCCCCACCAGUAGCAGUAAUGAAGGUCCAUAUGCAGUCCAGCUGGUGAUGGAGGACUUCCCCAGACAGACUAUCACCUUGAAUCAAACCAGCGGUUCGCAGGAAGUGAAAACUCCCAACGACGCUAUCAGCAAAAUACCUGUCCAGUUUGUUUUAUGGGUGGAUCCUCCGGUACCAUCCUGCACAGAGGGACUCUACCUGCCCAGGUUCCUGCCUCCGACCCCAGCCAACAGAGCUCGACUGUACACCCCUGUCAAUCAGUCCCUGGAAAUCAGCAUCAACGCAGAGGCCAAUAUCUCCACGGUUUCUAAGCUGGUGUUCAGUGGGCCGCACAACGUGAUGCAGACGGCAUCAGGAGGGGGUCAGUUCACCCUGAGAUGGACGCCAUCUGAGGCUGAAAAUGGAGAAAGCCACUCAAUCUGUUUUCUCGUCCAGGCAGAUGACAAUUUAGUCCCACGCAAGUAUCACUCAGAGCUUCGAUGUGUUGUUGUGACUGUUGGACCUGACCCAACAACAACCACCACUACUCCAACAACAAUAACCACACAAGCACUACAAAAACUCUACCCCACUAAACACAACAACAACCAGUACUCCAGCUACAACUACUCCAGCUGCAACAACCAACUCCACAACAACCAACUCCACAACAACCACUCCUCCACCCUCACCAGCUACCCCACUAACCACAACAACAACCAGUACUCCAACUACAACUACUCCAGCUACAACAACCAACUCCACAACAACCAACUCCACAACAACCCCUCCUCCACCCUCACCAGCUACCCCACUAACCACAACAACAACCAGUACUCCAACUACAUCUACUCCAGCUACAACUACUCCAGCUACAACAACCAACUCCACAACAAGCACUCCAGCUACAACCACUCCUCCACCCUCACCAGCUACCCCACUAACCACAACAACAACCAGUACUCCAACUACAUCUACUCCAGCUACAACUACUCCAGCUACAACAACCAACUCCACAACAACCAACUCCACAACAACCACUCCUCCACCCUCACCAACUACCCCACUAACCACAACAACAACAACAACAAGUACUCCAACUACAACUACUCCAGCUACACGCAACAACCAGCACUACACCAAACACAACCACAGAAACUACAACCACAACUCCUCCCACAACUCAACCCACAACAACUACCCCAAUCAACACGUUUAAUCACUUCAUCAUAG
This is a messenger RNA of Seriola dumerili (greater amberjack), 1812 nucleotides long. RefSeq lists its product as uncharacterized. The transcript is spliced from 11 exons. Lineage: Eukaryota; Metazoa; Chordata; Actinopteri; Carangiformes; Carangidae. The coding region runs from base 1 to 1812 and encodes 603 amino acids. The record is from RefSeq and is a predicted model, not a curated record.